Molecule: messenger RNA, 3102 nt
Organism: Erigeron canadensis
Lineage: Eukaryota; Viridiplantae; Streptophyta; Magnoliopsida; Asterales; Asteraceae
Product: alpha,alpha-trehalose-phosphate synthase [UDP-forming] 5
Exons: 5
Coding region: 246-2831 (861 amino acids)
Biological process (GO): trehalose biosynthetic process
Cellular component (GO): cytosol
Molecular function (GO): catalytic activity
Source: RefSeq, a predicted model, not a curated record
GGAAUCUUACUAUAGAUUUAUUUAUUUUAAUAAUAAUUAAAAGGAAUCUUUGAUAUUACUAUUCACCCAAUUGCUCUUUAAUCAAAGUGCAAAUUUGGAAUCUUUAUUAUUACAUUACAACUUCAUUCACUGAGAAAAUGGCAGUACUGUUGUGAGCUUAAUACUUUCUCCCAGAACCGAGCUUAAAAAAAAAGGAAGAUUUGUAUAUCUGGUAUAUAUAAAUCUUUGGUGGGGUUAAUAGUAUAAUGAUGUCAAGGUCUUACACUAAUCUCUUUGAACUCGCCUCUGGUGAAGCACCAUUACCAUCAUCCAGUUUUAGUAGGGGCGGAAAGAAGCUGUCCCGUGUGGCAACCGUGCCAGGGAUAUUGUCGGAACUAGAUGAUGAAGGUUUUAGUUCAGAUGCCCCAUCAUCCGUUACUCAAGAUCGGAUGAUCAUUGUAGGAAACCAACUUCCCCUACGGGUCCAGAAACGACCCGAUGGAAGUUGGUGCUUUAGUUGGGACGAAGAUUCCCUUCUUUUGCAACUUAGGGACGGGUUAGGGGAAGAUGUAGAAAUCCUUUAUAUAGGUUGUCUUAGAGAAGACAUAGACCCGAAAGAUCAAGAUGAUGUUGCCCAGGAUUUGCUUGAAAACUUUAAAUGUGUGCCAGCCUUUAUACCGCCUGAGCUUUUUAGUAAAUUCUAUCAUGGGUUCUGCAAACAACACUUAUGGCCAUUGUUUCACUACAUGCUUCCGUUAUCACCGGACCUUGGAGGUCGGUUCGACCGGUCCCUUUGGCAAGCAUACGUCUCGGUUAACAAGAUCUUUGCUGAUAAAGUAAUGGAAGUGAUUAGUCCAGAUGAUGAUUUUGUUUGGGUACAUGACUACCAUUUGAUGGUUCUACCUACUUUUCUAAGAAAAAGAUUUAAUAGGGUGAAGCUCGGGUUCUUUCUGCAUAGCCCGUUUCCAUCCUCCGAGAUAUACCGAACCCUUCCUAUAAGAGACGAGCUUUUACGCGCACUUCUCAAUUCCGACCUUAUUGGAUUCCAUACUUUUGAUUACGCGAGACAUUUUCUUUCAUGUUGUAGUAGGAUGCUUGGUUUAUCGUAUCAAUCUAAACGGGGUUAUAUCGGGCUCGAGUAUUAUGGCCGUACGGUAAGCAUCAAGAUUUUACCCGUCGGAAUUCAUUUGAAGCAACUUCGAAAUGUUCUUGAUCUACCUGAAACCAAGUCAAAAGUUGCAGAGUUAAGAGAUCAAUUUCAAGGUCAAACUGUGUUACUUGGUGUUGAUGAUAUGGACAUCUUCAAAGGUAUAAGCUUGAAACUUUUAGCGUUCGAGAAUUUGCUGACUCAACAUCCUGAAAAAAGGGGUAAGGUGGUCUUGGUCCAAAUUGCAAAUCCUGCUAGAGGUCGAGGGAGGGACGUUCUUGAGGUCCAAUCAGAGACUCAUACAACCAGGGAAAGGAUUAAUAGGAAAUUUGGUCGGCAGGGUUACGUGCCUGUAAUCUUGAUUGAUAGCCCGCUUCAGUUUUACGAGAGGAUUGCUUAUUAUGUGAUUUCCGAGUGUUGUCUUGUCACUGCUGUAAGAGACGGGAUGAAUCUGAUACCGUAUGAAUAUAUUAUAUGUAGACAAGGAAAUGAUAAGCUUGACGAAACUUUAAGGCUAGACCCGUCACUUCCCAAAAAGAGUAUGUUAGUUGUCUCUGAAUUCAUCGGAUGCUCACCAUCUCUAAGUGGCGCCAUCCGUGUCAACCCAUGGAAUACUGACUCAGUGGCUGAAGCUAUGGAUUCAGCACUGGUUUUUUCUGAAGCUGAAAAACAAAUGAGGCAUGAAAAACAUUAUAGAUAUGUUAGCACCCAUGAUGUUGCAUACUGGGCUCGUAGCUUUUGGCAAGAUCUAGAGAGAUCAUGCAGGGAUCAUGUGAGGAGAAGAUGUUGGGGUAUUGGGUUUGGAUUAGGGUUCCGUGUGGUUGCAUUGGAUCCAAAUUUCCGGAAGCUUUCGGUCGAGCAUAUUGUUUCAGCUUACAAACGGACCAAAAAACGUGCCAUUUUGGUGGAUUAUGAUGGGACUAUGACACUGCAGAGUUCAAUCAGCACCAGCCCAAGUUCAGAAGUUAUAGGAAUAGUGAAUAGUUUGUGUCGAGACCCGAAAAAUGUUGUUUUUAUCGUUAGUGGGAAGGAUAGAGUCACGUUGACCGAAUGGUUUUCACCGUGUGAAAAAUUGGGAGUUGCAGCUGAGCAUGGUUACUUCCUAAGGGAAAAUAAGGAUGCAGAGUGGGAAACUUGUGUUGCGGUACCAGAUUUCUACUGGAAACAGAUUGCAGAGCCGGUGAUGAAGUUGUACACGGAAACAACAGAUGGGUCAACCAUUGAAACCAAAGAGAGUGGACUUGUUUGGAAUUAUCAAUAUGCCGAUCCAGACUUUGGAUCGUGUCAAGCUAAGGAGCUUUUGGACCAUUUGGAAAGUGUUCUUGCUAACGAACCCGUUACAGUCAAGAGUGGGCAAAACAUCGUUGAAGUUAAACCACAAGGGAUCAACAAAGGGCUUGUUGCAGACCGUCUUUUGACAACAAUGCAACAAAAAGGAAUGGUACCGGAUUUCGUUCUUUGCAUAGGGGAUGACCGGUCAGACGAGGACAUGUUUGAAGCACUCACAAGAGCAAUGACAGGCCCUUCUCUUUCACCAGUAGCAGAAGUCUUUGCUUGCACUGUUGGCAGAAAGCCAAGCAAAGCCAGAUACUUUCUUGAAGACACAACUGAAAUCCUGAGAAUGCUGCAAGGCCUUGCUACCGUGUCUGAGCUGCAUUCGCUAAAAAACGUAACUAAAGCUGUUCAAAAAGUAUCCAUCGAGUAGAAAGAACUUACAGAAGUGCUAUUCUUCGUGUUCAUGGUAGUUAGGUUGCUUGUGAAUAAUCACCGUUCUCCGAAUUCAUCAUUAUUGGAGAAGAUUAGUUUCCAUGUCUAGAAGAUCUUUGGUGCUUUAUGUGAAAUUAUUGUUAUAGAGAGUAUUGUAGUUGGUAGUUUGAACUCAAACAAAUAAGUUGACUUCUGUUGCAACAGGUCAAACUUUUAAGGAUAUAUCAUAUAUGUAUCAUUUGCUUGAAAUAUGAUCAACCUUUGGUCUA